CGACCAUGGCUUGGAACGCGACUGGGGUCUUGAAGUACUGUGACGACGCCAAGACAAUCGCUGAAGCCGAAAGACUAUUUCGUGAGGCGCGUCGUAUCACGGCGCCAGGCUCAGGGCAUGACUUGGGUGAGAAUCGCACGGCACUCGAACCCAUUUGUGCCUACAUUGCGUCGCAGAGGCUUAAUAAUACUCAUGUCACCAUCGACGCGGCGCGUAUUGCUUCGUGCCAAGCCUUGGGCCCUUUCAAGAAGCUGCUCGCGAGAGUGGAAAAGGCGCUGGAGAGCACGGAAACCAAGGCUACCUCAGCGGAAUCCCCGACCUUCGCCAAGAUUCGUAUCGAGCAUUACCAGAAGACUCCUUUGAGGAUGCUCGGGUAUAUGGACAAGAUUAUGGGACUCUUGGUAGAGAGCUUUGCUGAGAAGUACAGUGAGACGGAAAUGGUAUGCGCUACAUUCGCGUGGGUGUGCAACCAGACUGGAGAUAAGGAACAAGCAGUCUCGCUCGAUGCAUUCGAGGCGAAGUACAGAGUCAGGAGGGGGAAGAUGAAGACCGUCACGAAAGACAUCGAUGAAGUCUGCGACAAGCACAUGGCGGAAGCUGUCCGGAGCGCGUAUCAAGCGGUGCUCGAAUCGACACGGGCCAUCUCCCUUUCCCCUCGCAAGUCCCCGCGAAAACACACACAACCACAGACCCCUUCUCGACACGAGCAGAUCUUCGGCACGCCCCGGAAGCGCAAAGCAGCGGAGGCCCCAUCCGACUCUGAACCGGAAGAUACCUCCGCAUCACCAACCAGACAGUCCAAACGUCUCAAAGCGGCCGGCCUCAUCACGCUGGAAUCCAUCAAGCGCAUGCAAUCGACCCCGUCUUCACCCUCCAAGACACGGCAGUCUCCCUCCAAAUCCGCGCUCAGGACGCCCUCUGCCACCGCCGCCGCUCCCGGUACGCCGAGCCGGCCGUCGAAGUCGGUGCAGAUGGUGUCGAUCGCCGAAGCAUCGUCCUCGGACGAUGACGAGGAGGACGAGCUCCCAAGAGCCACCCGGCGCCGUGUGCGGCCUGUGUUCAGGGACCAACUGCAAUGGGGAUUGUGUGAUCCACGACUGCAGAUACCCAAUGCAAAACUAGGGGGAGGGAUCAAGGGACGACCGGCGAGGAGGAGCUUGGUAUUUCCUGAUCUACGGCGGAAGGAUGGCGACAUGGAUGUGGACAGUGACUAGGCAACGUUUUUGGGUACAAUGCAUUAGAGUCUCGAGCUGCCAAACCUGAGACAAUCGGAAACUUCCUUGCUCGGGGCAGAGCUUUCUUUACUGGGGAUGGCCCUACUACAUACCACGUCGUAAACGUAAUUCAUUUGUAGCUACUCUCUACAGUUUUCCUGAACUGGUAUCAGUGAUUUCGACGAUCUGCUCAUACCGGGGUAUGCCGGGAGGUUGAGCUGAUGGUCUUCAACCACACCUCUGGAAUGUCAACGUGUUAUAGCCAUGAGCGAUGGCACAACCAACUGAACUCACGGGGGAACAAAUCGACCGCCGAG
Mycena citricolor is the source of this 1531-nucleotide messenger RNA. The record is from the annotation of a GenBank genome assembly. Lineage: Eukaryota; Fungi; Basidiomycota; Agaricomycetes; Agaricales; Mycenaceae.